Molecule: messenger RNA, 4504 nt
Organism: Penaeus chinensis
Lineage: Eukaryota; Metazoa; Arthropoda; Malacostraca; Decapoda; Penaeidae
Gene: Moe
Product: moesin/ezrin/radixin homolog 1-like
Exons: 10
Coding region: 411-2129 (572 amino acids)
Biological process (GO): regulation of cell shape; positive regulation of early endosome to late endosome transport; regulation of organelle assembly
Cellular component (GO): filopodium; apical part of cell; adherens junction
Molecular function (GO): actin binding; cell adhesion molecule binding
Source: RefSeq, a predicted model, not a curated record
UGGCCUCGCCGCAGUCUCGUGGCAGCCGUGUGGUCCGCUCCGUGACCCAGCCAACGCUUGUGUUUAGUGUGCGAGUGUCUCCCGGCGAGCGUUGGUGUGUUGUCGGCGGCGCAGCUGUUGGUGAUUCGCUCCCAACGCGACUUGGUGACUGACUCGCAUCUCCCUCUCUCAAUCUAUUCCCCGUCUCUUCUCUCUUACUCUCCUCUUACAUUGUGUCUAGUCUUUGUGCCGACGGGAGAGGAAAGUCCCGUGUCUUCGUACUUGAAUACCGAGUGAGUGUCUGCGAAAAGUGUGUCACAAGCCAGCUGUGUAAACAGUAUCUUCAGACAAUUUCUUUUAAGGGAGCAUACAUUAGGCUCCCUCGUUAGUGAUAGUGUCAAGUCCAAGGGAGUAUCGCAUCAGUCAUCAAGAUGCCCAAACCGGUAAAUGUGCGGGUGACGACCAUGGACGCGGAGCUGGAGUUCGCGAUCCAGCCCAACACCACCGGCAAACAGCUGUUCGAUCAGGUGGUGAAGACCAUCGGCCUCCGGGAGAUCUGGUUCUUCGGGCUGCAGUACGUGGACUCCAAGGGCUACACCACGUGGCUCAAGCUCAACAAGCGGGUUCUCUCACAAGACGUCAAGAAGGAGACGCCACUGCAGUUCAAAUUCAGAGCCAAGUUCUACCCAGAGGAUGUGGCUGAGGAGAUCAUCCAGGACAUUACACUGCGCCUGUUCUACCUGCAAGUGAAGAAUGCUAUCCUGAGCGAUGACAUCUACUGCCCCCCGGAGACAUCAGUGCUCUUGGCUUCAUAUGCAGUGCAAGCCAAGUAUGGAGACCAUGGCUCAGACCUUCACAAACCAGGCUUCCUGGCAAAUGACCGGUUACUGCCCCAGCGUGUCAUGGACCAACACAAGCUGACACGUGAGGAGUGGGAAGAGAGGAUAAUCACCUGGUACCAUGAACACAAGGGCAUGCUCAGAGAGGAUGCCAUGAUGGAAUACCUUAAAUUGGCACAGGAUCUGGAGAUGUAUGGAGUUAAUUACUUUGACAUCAAGAACAAGAAGGGUACAGAGCUGUGGCUAGGCGUUGAUGCUCUUGGUCUGAAUAUCUAUGAAAAGGAUGAUAAGUUAACUCCUAAGAUCGGCUUCCCAUGGUCUGAAAUCAGAAAUAUCUCCUUCAACGACCGCAAAUUCGUCAUCAAACCUAUUGACAAGAAAGCCCCAGAUUUUGUCUUCUUUGCUCCUCGUUUACGCAUCAACAAGCGUAUCCUUGCUCUCUGCAUGGGCAACCAUGAGUUGUACAUGCGUCGCCGCAAGCCAGACACCAUUGAGGUCCAGCAAAUGAAGGCACAAGCUCGUGAGGAGAAGUUAGCAAAGCAGCAAGAAAGAGAAAAGCUGGCAAGAGAAAUUGCUCUUCGUGAGGAGGCAGAGAAGAAGCAGAAAGAAUAUGAAGAACGCUUGAAGUCAAUGCAAGAGGAGAUGGAGAGGAGGCAGAAGGAGUUGGUGGAAGCACAGGAAACCAUCCGACGACUGGAAGAACAGCUGAGACAGUUGCAGGCAGCCAAGGAAGAGCUUGAGAACAAGCAGCAGGAACUCCACGAUAUGAUGGUCCGUCUUGAACAGGCAAAGGAAAUGGAAGCAGAAGAGAAGCUCAAAUUAGAGGAAGAGAUCCGCACCAAACAGGAGGAAGUACACAGGAUCCAGGAAGAAGUCAACUUGAAGGACGAAGAGACCAAAAAGCUUCAGCACGAGGUUGAGGAAGCUCGCAUGAAGCAAGAGGAAGCUACUGCUGCUCUCUUGGCUGCUUCUUCUACCCCUCAGCAUCACCACGUAGCUGAGCAGGAAGACACUGAGGAGAAUGACGACAUCCCUAAUGGAGACAUCUCCAAGGACCUCUACAUCGGAGAUGAGCCCAUUGAAGAUCCAGUGGAGGAAAGGAGGACUCUUGCCGAGCGCAAUGAGCGACUUCAAAACCAGCUUAAGGCUCUCAAGCAUGACCUUGAGUCCACACGAGACACUGAAAAGGAAACCACCAUGGACAAAAUUCACAAGGAGAAUGUGCGACAGGGCAGAGACAAGUACAAGACACUGAGGGAGAUCCGCAAGGGCAACACCAAGCGACGAGUAGAUCAAUUUGAAAACUUGUAAACAGUCUGUCCUAGGACCAACACAUCUUCACACUCCUGCUUUCCUAUAGAGAUUUACUCCCACAUUUCCUUUCUAUUUUUUCUUCUUUUAUACAUAGGCUUUAUGUCAUACAAUUCUGUUGCUUUGCUAAACAAAUUUGACAAACUUCUGAGAUGCAAAAACUUUACUGAGUUUAUCAUUAUUAUUAAUUAUUCAUAUUAUUAGUAGUAUAAUUACAAUUAUUAUUAUUAUUAUUAUUAUUAUUACUAUUACUAUUACUAUUAUUAUUAUUAUUAUGAUUAUUAUAUUGUUUUUAUUACUGUUAUUAUUACUUUAGAAGCCUGUGAAAUAUGUGAAUUCAGUUUUUGAUGAGUUCACAUUCCUUUUUCCAUUUACUACAUAAAAUAGUAUUGUCUUUGGAGAAGUAAAUAGGUAACUGUGCCCUACAUGAUCUUUAUAUAUAAUAAUGGAAAUUUGUAUGUAUGUAAUAUAGGUGAAAUGAGUGAUGUACUCUUGUCCUUAUUAAAAUUGGACCACAUCUAAAAAAAAAGAAAAAAAAAAGAAAAAGUAGUCAUAUCAUAAUCUAAAUGAAUGCAUUUCUCAUGUCUCAAGCAUGAGAAAAAAACAUUAAGACAACACUUCCUUACUUAGUGUGAACAAUGUGAUAUGGACCAUUUCAGAUGGUGCUGGACCAUGCAAGUAACUUACCCUCCCCCUUCCCUCCCACCCUCCUUUCCCUCUCCCCUUUCUGCCCCCUUGAAUUUUCAUCUCUCAAUUUAUUUGGUAACUUUCAUUCCCAGUAACUUGACACUUGAUGAAAGGUUCAAGGAGCUGAAUAUUUUUUAAGAUCUAAUAAUAUAUAAUAAAAAAAGAAGAAGAAACUAGAAACAGCACAAUGUUAUCAUUGUACUGAAUUACCUUAUGCCCGAAGCUGUAUGUCUCUUGCAGUUCAUAUAGAAGAAGAAACAAAGCUAGAGGUAGAGAGUUAGAUUUUUACACAAUGAACGCUCUGGGUAAUAAAGUUAGGCCAAGCAUUGUUAUGAAUGUAAAUAUAUGUUGGUUGAUGGGUAGUCUAUUUUGAAUAUUGACAUUUGUAUUUGUAACACCUAAGUAUAGGCUCCUGUUUAGUGUUGUUCAGGUGGAUGCAACGAGAGAUCUGAUAGCUUAGAUCUGAUAGUUAUUAUUAUCAUAUUUAGGGGUGAAAAUGAAAUACGGAAGAUAUUUCCUCCUGAAUUGAUUUAUUUGUCAAUGUAUUGUUUUUUGUUUUACCUUUUGUUUUUGAAAAAUGUUUUUUUGUUUAUCAUACAAUAUUCAGAAUAGGAACCCUCUGUUCUCAUGCCCUUCUUAAUUUGUUAAUUUGUUUAAAUGUAAAGGUCUGAUAAUCUCUAUUAGAUUUGGAAGUGAUAAAAGCAUUGAGUGGCAACAGAACAAUCCAGUGUAAUAGAACCAUGCCUUGAUAAGGCUGAAAGAGUUAUGUUCGGUGUAUUUCUUAGUCGUGUACCUUUUUGUAAGUAAGUAAUCAAGGUGGAAGUCAAAUCACAGCCAGGUAUUACCAAGAACCAGCCAAUACAACAAUGCUUUCUUGCUUUUUCCACGACUGUAUGUGCUGCCAGUGCCUAUGCAACAACCUUCCCUCUUUUCCUGUCCUGUCAAGUCUUCCUGCAUAUGCUUGCUUGUUGUGUAAGGAAAGAAUUACUGGAGAAUAUUUGUUAAAUAUUUGUAAAUACUUUAGCCGCAAUUGGUGAUAGUGUUAUGUAUGUAAUCAGGUGCUUGCCAUUGUUCAUUCACAACUUUUUUCAGUCUUGAGAAACUGUCACUUAAAAAAAAAUAUUUCAUUUAUUAGCUUAUUAGACUGAUGUUUGUAUUUUUUUUUUUAUUAUUAUUAUUAUUAUUAUUCCUUUGCUAAAGUUCAUGUACAUUAUUGUUUGGAUUUCACAAGACAUUCACUUUGGUAGACGCACUGCUGUCCACCAAUUAUUUGGCUAAAAUUUUAAUUAUCCAUUUAUUUAUGCCACUGAAUAUCUUGAAAGAAAGAUUACUUGGUACAUACUUGCUGUUCAGUUCAUUUCUAGAAAGCUUAAUAAUAUUGCAUACUAGCAAAGUCUUGAAUAAAGGAAUAGGUUUUUACUCUGUUUGAGUAAAUAUGUAAAUUAUAAAUUGGUUUCCUUGGGUAACCUCUGUCAGUGACUGGAGAGUGGACAACACAAGCAGGCAAUGCAUGGGAAUGCAGUAGAUAUAGAUGACCUCAUUAGCACUGGGGUUGCUGGGACUCGUGUUCCUUCAGUGGCAAACCUCAGUGGUUGUAUCUAUUAACAUAGCCUUUGAUAUGAAAAUACAAUAUCUUAAACUGAUGAGGUAAAUAUAAGUCAUUUUUGAAUAAACAUAAAAUAUGAUAA